GGUGCUCAUACUCUUGGAAAGUUCUAACACUUCAAAUUUUCCUUCAAAAUUGCCUUCUCGUCGGUUACUAAAUUAAAUUAUUAAGAUUCUGUACAACUCAAUUGCCAUUAUUUUCACGAAAGAGAAAGCUACGGUGAAAAAUUAUGCAAAAUACGAGAUUUUUCUGGAAAAUUUCACAAAUUAAAAUUACUCAGUGGAAAUUUGCUUUCGUUGAGUGGGUGAAAAAAGAGUACCUGGGAGAGCAAAGUGAUAAUUCCCCACGAGUGACACAAUCUCCCUCUUUUCAAUUAACUCAAGCAUCCAAGCGUCUCCCCGAGAGGUGAUUACCACGGGGAAAGAAGUGAAUUGGUGUGACGAAGUGUUUGAGGGUGGAAAACGACGUCAUGUCGAAAGAUUACCCAAGAGUGAGGAAGAAUCGUGAAUGUUGACGAAAAUGUAAUUAAUCGGGGCGGUUAGGGUAUUCAGUGUCUUGAGUAAAUUCAAAAAUAAUCGCCUUACGAUGGGCAAAAGUGUUCAGAGUUGAGAGUGAUAUGAAUCGCUGAUGAUUUCUUUACAAUCUCUUGGACCUUAUCAAUGAAUGGUUUUCUCACCAGAGCUUCAUCCACUUACUUGCUCUCUUGAGAUCUCUCCUCAAGUUCAGUAUGAUUGAUAAAAUCAACAGCUGAGCGAUUCGGGCAUUCGGCUGUGUUGAUCACUUGCCGAGAAUCUCAGGGCAAAAUGAGUUGCUUCCCGAAAUGUGAGGCAGUCUCUGUCCAAUCUCUGCUGAAGCAACAUCUUCAUGCUCCUCGGUCUGUUGAGUGAAACCCUGGAAAUUUUCUCUUGUAUUCAGAGCAAUGGCAGAAGAAUGGACCUUUCUCGAGAGAGUGCAUCGAAUGCUUCAGGAGGAACAAAUCCUUCCAACACCCCCCGAAGCUUCCGUUGUGGACUUCAAGUAUCCCCAUGAAUUGUCGAAAAUCAUCGACGUGUCUCUGGAAACUGAAGUGCCACGCACUUUGGACGAGGCUGAGGAAUUGUGUCGUCUUGUACUCAAGUACUCUGUAAAGACGGGUCAUCGAUUCUUCUGCAAUCAACUUUUUGGCGGCUGCGAUCCCUACGGCUUGGCUGGCUCUUGGAUCACCGAUGCUCUCAAUACGAGUCAAUACACCUUUGAAGUUGGUCCAGUGUUCACUCUGAUAGAGGAUGCUGUGGUGCGCAAAUGCCUGGAUCUUUUUAAUUUUAUUGAAGGAGAUGGAAUCUUCAGCCCAGGUGGAUCCAUGUCCAAUAUGUAUGCCAUGAUUCUGGCGCGCUUUAAGCUCGAUCCACAUUUCAAAACAGCAGGAUUAUUUGGUGCAAAGCCCUUGGUUGCCUUUACAUCUCAAGACGCCCACUACAGCCUGAAGAAGGCAGCCCACUGGAUGGGAAUCGGUCUGGACAAUCUUGAGGUUGUGAAGUCAGAUGAUCGUGGGCGAAUGUGUCCAGAUGCCCUCAGGGAGGCCAUUGAACGCGUUAAAUGCGAAGGUCGGCGACCAUUCUUCGUGAAUGCCACUGCGGGAACGACGGUUCUCGGGGCCUUCGACGACAUCAACAAAUUAGCGGAUGUUUGCGAAGAAACUGGACUCUGGCUGCACUUGGAUGCAUGCCUCGGAGGCACUGCAAUUCUCUCCAAAAACCACAAGAGUCUUCUCAAUGGAUCUGAGAGGUUGAAUUCUCUGGCGUGGAAUCCCCAUAAAACUCUAGGGGCACCCCUACAGUGCUCUAUUCUGCUGGUUAAGGAAAAGAAUUUGCUGCACAAGUGCAACUGCGCCAAUGCUGAUUAUCUAUUUCAACAGGAUAAAUUCUACGAUAUCUCCUAUGAUACUGGCGAUAAGAGCUUUCAGUGUGGCAGAAAAGUGGAUGCUUUCAAGUUCUGGCUGAUGAUGAAAGUGCGUGGAGUUGGAGAUCUUGGGGACAAAGUCGACAAUUCCAUGGCAAUGAGUAACUAUCUCACUGAACAAUUGAGAACUAGGCCGGGAUUCCGUCUUGUUCUGGAAGAGUUUCAGUACACAAACGUCUGCUUUUGGUAUAUUCCCAAGGCGAUGCGUGGGCAAGAAGAGACUUCAGACUGGUGGAAUAAUCUCUAUAAGGUUGCCCCUCUAAUAAAGGAAAAGAUGGUUAAGAAGGGAUCCAUGAUGGUGGGAUUUACACCACUUCUACACAAGGGAAUUGGGAAUUUCUUCCGGAUGGUUAUCACAUGUCAACCCAGCUUCUCCCGCAAUGACAUCGACGAAUUUAUAGUUGAGAUAGAGCAGUUUGGCGACAGCCUCAACUUCCCACUGUGAGCCACAAUCAGUAUUGUUAGAAAGGGUCACAAUUUGCCAAAAUUUUAUCUGUCAUGCUUUCUUAUCUUUCUCUCAAGAAAUCAGCCUCAUUCAUGUUCAAUUGUAAUUAUUGAGUGCUGAUUAGAUAGGAAACUAAUCAUUUUUUUCUUAAAGGCAUCGCAGUUUAUAAAGAAAUUCAUAGAUUUAUUUUUUUUUAUUGCCGACAGUAUUCGGUAUUUUCUAGUAUGAAACCUGUAUAAUCGAGUGAGAAUGAAAUAAAUUUUUUAAUAUCAGAACUA
Molecule: messenger RNA, 2575 nt
Organism: Phlebotomus papatasi
Lineage: Eukaryota; Metazoa; Arthropoda; Insecta; Diptera; Psychodidae
Product: cysteine sulfinic acid decarboxylase
Exons: 6
Coding region: 834-2297 (487 amino acids)
Biological process (GO): carboxylic acid metabolic process
Cellular component (GO): cytoplasm
Molecular function (GO): pyridoxal phosphate binding; carboxy-lyase activity
Source: RefSeq, a predicted model, not a curated record